AUGGGGGCACCACAGCAGUUCCCCAGCUGCCUCGUGGUUAGAAUGUGGCACAGUCUCCCGAGAGAACCCUGGCUACACUGCCUCGCCCUAGCCCAGGCUGUAACUGAGAGUGGGGGCCAAGUCUCAGGCGUCCUCACAGCCCCCACCAGGCUGUGCAGGUGGCAAGCCCUCUUUGACGGAGUUAAUUUAACUCUGCAUUUGUAUGAGUGGAUCAUUCAGGUUGCUGGAAACAGAGCCUUGAGUUUGGCAUCGGGGCUGGUGGCUCCCCUGUCAGCUCUAAGUUCAUCUGAAGUUGGCUUUCCAGACGUAGGCACCAUUCGGCCCAGCCCUUGCAGCUCUGCUAAGAGCAGCAGAACUCAGGCUAAUCAGGGAGACAACUUCCCAUCGAAGGAAGGUCUGGCCAAGUGGCCCUGA
This is a messenger RNA of Otolemur garnettii (small-eared galago), 414 nucleotides long. It is a transcript of the gene STH, whose product is annotated as saitohin. Lineage: Eukaryota; Metazoa; Chordata; Mammalia; Primates; Galagidae. The record is from RefSeq and is a predicted model, not a curated record.